CAAAUGUGGCGGGAGAUUCUGACAGCUAAUCAACAUGGAUGACAAUCAAGACGAAGAUGUUAUUUUCGAGUAGGUCAAAGGUUACAGGCAUGCUGACCUCGAACACAAAAAGUUUGUUAGAUUGAUUUCUAGAAUCUGCUUAGGCAUAUGGUACUCAAACAUGGUUGGUCAUGACUAGCAGAUGACCUCCUUUGAUUCUCAGGGUUCUCCAUUAUAUGAUAGUUUGAUGAAGACUGGUUCACUCGCAGAAGAGCUCUAUUUUGUAGAAAAACAUCAUAAAAAGAACUUGACCUAUGGUGAUGAAGAAGUAUCUCCACAAAAGAAGCCGAGAAGUGUUUGGAUGAAAGCAGUGUCUUUGUUUCAUUUGCUGAGACUUUUUGUAUCUCCAAAGGUGUUCGAUAUUAAAAGCAAUUGUCAGAAAGGCCUGGUAACAGUGCUGAAAACUAGCCCGUUACUACAAGAGGAUGAUGCAGACUUUCUUCACUGUUACAUAAGGAAUGUGGACCAGACUGAAACAUGUCAAAAUAUACAGGACAUUGUGUUCAAAUAUUUGAAGAACUUUUCAGUACCAUACCUGUGUUCUUUCAUAUACCUACACAUGUUUCGACCAAACGUCCUCUCGACAACUUCUUGGACAGCCCCUACAUCAUAUUCUCUCGCAGGGAUUUGUUCAACAACCCUCAUCAUUAGUGUGUGGCAUACUGUGACAAGAUUUCACCAAAUAUAUUUGCAUAGAGACAAGAUUGACCAGGUUGAAGAGUUUCUAACCAGGAAUAAGAAUUUUACUAUGGCCUGUAAGAAAUGCUUGAGGCUCAUACAGGAGACGGAACUGGUAGCAAGAGGUUUCACACUUGUCAGCCAGAGGAAUCCCCUGUCAAGAUUAGAACUAAACGGGAAGAACGAUGUUACCAUGGUAACAAGGCAGUGCCCAGGGCUAAGGAGACUAGUGUUCACGGUUGUCAGGGAUGCCAUGCUGACAUAUAGGAGUACAAUACAGAAACUACUUGAACUAUAUCCACUGGGCUCUGAGCUGGAUGUCAAGGGAAGUUAUCUAGCUUACGAACCCUUGAAGAGUUAUGGUCCAUGUCUACAGGAAGAUAUCGUUGAUGAGGAGUUGUAUUCUUUGACUGAUGGAUACUCUGUAGUAGCUUUGAAAGGUGUAUUUCAUCUCUUCACAUUGCACCAGUCUGAGAUGAUUAAAUCCCUGGCUCUAGUUUACAACAGCAGUGUGGACAUCCAAGUGGAGAAGUUACACACAUUUCUUAUGGAUACUGGUGACAGCCUAACCAGUUGGACUGGUUCCCUGCAGAAAGCCUAUGAUUUCAACAACAGCAGUUGGCAAACCACUGAACCAGUCAGCAGAAGCCCUCCACAGCACUCAGAUGGUGAAAAUGUCCUGGUGGCGGUACACAGUCUGGACCUUCACCUGCAGGCUGCCUUGAAAAGGGUGAGAGAACUGUCAAACCAAUUAGAGCAGUCCAGUGAUGAGGGCCAAUCAGACGCCAAUCUCAAGUCACAUGACUUCCCAAGUCUUAUGCUGCCAAUCAAAUCAGAGCUGGAGUCUUGCAAGGGAUGCUGGGAAGAAGCUCUGUUAAGAAUUGAAAAUGUCACUGGAAAGGUCAAGAAAGAUGUCUCACCUGAAGGUGGUAACAGUGCAGAGAAAGUGGAGGAUAAACCUCCCCUGGCCGAAAGUCCCACCAGAGAGGUUGAAGACUACAUUAUUGAAGACCAGGUGUUUGAGGCGUACACAGAUCCAAAUGAGGUUAUAUCUGACCACCAAUGGGAGAAACCUUUGACAGCAGAGGAAAAGGCCAAAAAGAAACGGGAAAGAGAAGAAGCAAUGCGGGUGUUAACAGAGCUGAAAUCUGUGAUCUCCGUGAGGGCAGUGGAAGUGAACAAGAGAGAGCAAGCAGCACUGAAGAAGAUGUAUCCGCAAUACCAGGACGACUCAGAGACUGCACAGUCUAAGGAAGAGAGAAAUGGUAUGAAGGAAGGAAUGGUGGACAACUUGGGACAUGCAACUGAUGGUGGAUAUAAAAGUUUAAUGGGGAGCAAAGAUGUUUGUAUUGAUGGUCAUGGUAAAACUGACCACACAGACAAUGACACCAAUGGUGGUCAAUAUACUAAAAAGGAAAUCAAAAAUGGUUGUACUGAUAAAAGUGGUAAAACUGACAACAAAGUCAAUGACUCUGAUGACAGUGGUAAAAUAGUUUCACAAGAUAGGAAAGGUUGGAGUGUUGAAAGUAUUGAUAAACAUGAACAGAAAAAUAUUGAUGGUGAUAAAUGUUUUCAAGAAACAAGAGGAACAGAAGUUGCUGAAUCAGAACCUGAGGGCAUCAAUAAAUAUGAUGAUAAUGUUGACCAGAAACGUUUUGACAUUUUUGAUAAAGAUAGGACUGAAGGAACACCAGCUAAUGAUAUGUCUGCAAAAACUGAAAUUUGUUUUAAAGAUGAAAAAAUAAAAGAUGACUUGAAGGUCAAAUUUCAUUCAGAAAACCAGGAUCUAGAAGAUAUAAGAACUAAAAGAGAUGUUAAUUCUUAUGUGUCCAGAGCUGGUGUUAGAAGAAUAAGGAAGAGUAACAUGCUUGAAAUGUGUGAAAUGUGUGAUUCAGACUCUGACACAGAGGCAAACAAAGAUAUAGAUUACUAUUAUAAUGAUUCAGAUGAAGAAAUUGAAGAUUCAGGAAGAAGAAUAGGACUUCCUUUAAUGGAUUUAAUUGGUAAUAGAAAGGAUAAAGAAGUUGAACCUGAAGAGUUUGGUAAUGAAAGUGACAGUGAAAGUGCAGAUUUAGAUGAAUUUAGGACUGAUGUUAGAAUGCCAAUGUUAACACUUGAAGAUAGGUUAGGUAAGCUAGCAGGUGGGAACUAUGGUUUUUCAUCAGAUGUAGCCUCGGCUGUGGCUGCAAGGUCAAGAGAUUUGAUUGGUUUAACCGAGGAAACAUUUGGAGGUGAAGUGUAUGGGGAGUUGUCAGAAGAUGAGGCAAGUGUUGGUGAUGGAGGUUCUGAUAAAGAUGUGGGUAUAGAUGCUGAUGGGUUUCAUGAAAAGGAUGAACAAGGGAAAUAAUGACAAUAUAAGAAUGUUGGCAUAAUAAUAGGGAUUGGUAUUUUUAAAUUUCAAUCUGUACUUAAGUGUUAAUUUUAUUUUCUUAUUGGUUCCAUAUUUUUAAAUUUAAACGAAUUUGUUGAAGGAUGUAGACGACAAUUAAGAAAUAUUUAUUACUUUUACCAUAUACUUUUUGUUUAAUUAAUUAUUUUGUGUUAUAGAAUAUAACUAGUAGCAUACAUGUAUGAUGUACAUGUAAAACAAAACUUGGUGCAUUCAAGUAUCGAAGGGAAAAUAAAAUUGAUAAAAAAGAA
Messenger RNA from Mya arenaria, 3357 nucleotides. RefSeq names its product vezatin-like. Gene Ontology annotation, molecular function: myosin binding. Gene Ontology annotation, cellular component: plasma membrane. Bases 182 to 3064 code for a protein of 960 amino acids. Lineage: Eukaryota; Metazoa; Mollusca; Bivalvia; Myida; Myidae. The transcript is spliced from 14 exons. Gene Ontology annotation, biological process: cell-cell adhesion. The record is from RefSeq and is a predicted model, not a curated record.